Molecule: messenger RNA, 21688 nt
Organism: Xyrichtys novacula (pearly razorfish)
Lineage: Eukaryota; Metazoa; Chordata; Actinopteri; Labriformes; Labridae
Source: the annotation of a GenBank genome assembly
CCACACAAACAAACACAUUUAUCUCACUCUUAAACAGAGAAUGUUCUCAUGAUCUUCAAGAUGUAAGUGCUCAGACUGGUGCUUGUCGCCUUGAGCAUUCUUGGGCAGUGGGUCUCCUAUCUGCCUCUAUAAGGACGCAGAGCUCCGCCUCGGAUGCUGCUGAUGUUUAUCUGAUUAUCGCGAUACAAGAGCUGCGUCUCCUUAAAGCGACAAUCCGGCUUAAUUAAUCAGACCGUCGGGAGAGGAGGAUAGAGUGUGUGUGAGAGAGAGAGGAUGCAGAUUAAGAGAAGGAGCAGCAGCAGCAACCUCCAGCCGCCAUCAUCUUCUCCUUGCUGGACGUCUCCGCUUCAUUUCACCGCAUCCAGGACCUGAUACCGGCUGAGAACUGACCCUGCAUGCCUGCAGAGAAAACCUCAGAGCCUCCCCUCCUCCUCCCGCCUCUCUUCUCCAUCGUACCAUACAUGAACUGCCGAUGCGUCACGCUCCUGCUUCCUGCGCCUUUUCUUCCGCAGAUGCGUCGCUUCCUCCUUAGCUCACGUUUAGCUUAUGCACCCGGAUCGUAAAACGGGGCCUCCUUUUUGCUCACUCCUGCUCACAUCUUGGACUCUCUUCUUUCAUGUUUUCUGUCAAAGGUGUUCAUCAUUCCGCUGUUUUCGCCUCUUUUUUCUCCAGCUUUUCGAAUCUCCGCGUCCCUCUCUGCCGCCCAUGCGUCUUCUCGGCCGCGCCACCGCAUCUGCUCCCCCUCUCCACAUGGACUCUGAAAUCUGCGUGAGGCACGCGUCAUUUUCGCGUCUACGCCCUCGUUCUGCUGCGGAUGCGGUGCACCUGGGUGCUCGCUGUCUCUUCGUCCUGGCCCGUCUCUGAUCCUCUGGUCCGGGGGGGCUGGUGCCCGCAGAGAGGCAGGAUGGUGCGGAUAGCCAGCGCGCUGGGGCUCGUCAUGUUCAGCGUGGCGCUGCUCAUCCUGUCGCUCAUCAGCUACGUGUCCAUCAAGAAGGACUUCCUGCUCAGCACCCCCAGAUACGGACCUAAUGGAGGAUCCAGGCUGUCCAUGUUCCAUGCGGGGUUUCGGUGAGUGCAGGCCAGGCUGCAGAGCUGCAGACAUCUGCUGAGUGUGGGUGUGCAUCAGAUCAGCUGAGGCUGUAUUUAUAGUCACUCCAGGUGCAGUCUUUACAUGCUGACAGGGUAGAAUUCAGGGAUGAUGCAGUGUUUAUGUUCCAGUACAACCUUCCUUUACCAUGUCUGUUCUGAAUCCAUACAAAUGAUGUUUCUGGUUGUUGUUUUUACUGGAUUUACAGCAAAAUCCCAAUAAUGCAUCAACUUUACCAGCUGCACCGGUCGGACUCUGAUGAAGGCCUCUCUGCUGUCUCGGGCCUGACAGUUCUCUGAUUGUAAUGUUGGGGUUUCAUAUAUCAUCCAUAUCAUUUGGUUAAUCAGUGUGAGAUUAUUUACAAGACAAACAACAUUACGCAAGUGUGAACCAUUAAUGCAGUGAAGGGCGUAUAAUAUGGGAUCACCCGUGCUCACAUACAGUGGACUUGAUCUGUGGUUGUCUGGUUUAAACUAUAGAAACCUCACAAACUGAGGAGACGGCUAGCAUACAGUGACACUCAGACAACAGUUCAGUUUCAAAUCUGUGCUGCCCUUAGGAUGGAUCUGACACAGUGUUUUUAGACAGAGGCUGCUGACAGAUGAAUCAGUGCUGACAUUUAAGUCAUCAUAACCUUACACCAAAAAUAGCAAAGUGGAAGCCAGGCUAGCUGUUUUCCCCGCCUCCAGUCUUUAUGCUAAGAGGAGUUAUCCAACUGCAGAAGUAACAUGUUGAUGUACUUGGACUAAUGCUUGAAAGGUUACUAUUCCCACCUUUCCUUUCUAGAGAUAAAUCCAUAUCCUCUUUAGCAUAUGCUCUUUAGAGAGCACCAAAUGUUCCUGAGUUGCUUACUCAUGUGUUCCUUACAGUGUGAAAGCUGCAGGGAGUGGUGGUGGGCAGGGAAGAUGAGUCUCUGGAAUCAGGACAUGGCAUCAGACGCACGCUAUAGAGGUCACACUGUGUGUGUCAACGUGAUGGGAAUUGUCAAGUUAGUACAACUAAAACUAGAAUUUUAAAAUAUGUGACCAAGUUAGCCAGACUAAAAGUACAAUUUCUCUAAGUCUGACAAACUGGAAGAGUUUCGGUGAGCAAUUUUCUCUUGGCGCAAACUGGCAUACACUCGUCUUCAGCCUUGGAAUCAAACUGCAUUAAUGUAAAUGUGGUUGUUUUUUUAGAUAUCACCAUAAACCCAAGAGAUUACAUGCAUCUAAUUUUUUACCAAAAGUAAAGCCCUGACUUCACUUGAAGUUUUUAUUUUGUAGGGGUGUUCACAGGAAAAAGUGGAGAUGGAAAUCUAGGCUGCUGGUUUUUAUAACUUCUGUGCAUCUGUGAAUACGACUUCUGCAUUUUGCACCACUGUUACCACAACAACUUCCUCCAGCUUAUCUCCCUCCUCAGACUGUCAUUUCAAAAGUUUUGCAACAAGUACUACUGCAGAAACGUUUAUGUUGAUUAUUAUUUUAUAUUUGUUAUGAGAUAUGAGAUAAUCCCACUCACUUUAGAUGUAUUUUGAGGAAAAAUCAGACAUAUUAAGGACAGUAUGAUCCCAACAUGUCACCUGUAUUUUGUCAAAAAUUAAUACUACAGUCUAAUGUCUGUAUUUUUUGCACUGCUUAUAGCCUGAAGCAUAAAGUCAUCUGGUAAGAUAAAGUCGGAUGAUUUAAUCUCAUUAAUUAACAAGGAAGGAGUUGCUAGAAAAACCUAGAAGACAGACAUCUCUGAGACACUUUCUUAAUACAGUUAAAGAUACCACCACUGCCUUUUCCAAUGAUCUUAUCUAAAAGUUUCAGCAAAACUUUGUUAUUGAUAUAUUCCAGCAAAAUGACUGCAGGUGUAUUAUAUCUUUUAGCUAAAUGUAGUAUAAUGCAUCAUACAGUUAUAUUGCACAGACUGUCUUUAAAGAUCAAAUAAAUUAAACAACAAUUCAAACCGACCAGCUGCAGAUGACAGUCAUCCGUGUUUUCCUUUAACAAGAAGGCAGCUUUGCCCUGAUGAACCGGUUUAAUGUAGAACAUGUCAGUGUGUUUUCUUGGUCAGUGUGUGUGUGUGUGUGUGUGUGUGUGUGUGUGUGUGUGUGUGUGUGUGUGUGUGUGUGUGUCAGCUGGAAGGAAAAUCAAACAUCUGUCACUUAAUCCCACAGCUGUGAACUAGAUCAGCUCAUCCCUUCUGUCUCUUCUUAAGUCCAUAUAUUGACCUAUCCCUACAGAGUUCCUUCAUGCCCAUUGACAAGUUUCUUCAUGUCUUCAUAGCUCAUUCAGCCAUCCAUUUAACAAGCCCCUUAUCCUACUUGCUGAUGAUGGUCCUGAUCUUAUACUUGUCUUAACCAAUAGUUCAGUAAACUAUGUGCCACUUUGCUGUGUUGUUGCCUGCAGACAUAAUUAGCAGCUUUAAGUCCUUUAAGGCUGUUUUAUGUUGACAGUAAAUCCAUAACCAAGGAGUAUUUCUCCUCAAUAAGAUCUGAUAAACAGUCUGAGGUCGGCUUUUAGUGUUUCAUUUUGGAUUUUACCAGUCCUGUGCUUUACAUCCUAUGUAGGAUGAUCGUCUCUGUUCAGCUUGCUGGGCACGUAGGGCAUAGAGAUGCUUCUGGGAAGGAGCUGGACACACUGUGGCACUUCUUGUGUAACAUGCAGCAUCGACUAGAAUGGGAACAUAUUUGCUGCACAGUACACAACACUGACAGAACACAAUGAACACUCAUACUGUGGGUGUGAAGCUUGACUGGCUGGACCCAUGCACAUGUACUGUAUUAUUUUCUCAUUAGUUACAUACAAGCAGGAGGAUCCAAAAGUCUUGGUUACAUUAAAUUACUUACAUGUUUGCAUUCUGCUGGGCACAGCUCAGUGACAGCUGAUGUAAAUGAACUGUAAGAGUUUAUCAGCUCUGAUGCCCAUCACAGAUCACCUAAACAUAACCAGAUUGGAUUGGAUGGCAGUUUGAUCAGAACUAGAGAUGUGAAUGGAGAAUCAAGGGAGUAACCAUGGCAGAGACCCACUGAGCAAUAGACGGCUAUUAGACCAUUUAGAUUCUGUAUAUUUUUAGAUGGAAUUUAGACGUUGCUCUUUAACCUAUUAUUCAGUAACUAUUUAUUUCAAAAGCAACUAUGAGUUGCAUAACUGACCUCCAAGUACUUACUUACUUAGACUUAGACUUAUUUCCUCCCGUUCCUAUUGGAACAUUGGGCGACGAGUUCCCCCUCCAUUUGCUCCGGUCCCUAGCGACCCUUCUUGCUCCAUGCCAGCCGACUCCAAUCUCGCUCAGGUCUUCCUUGGCUGUUUGUUUCCAUGUCUUCUUUGGCCUCCCUCCUUCUCUUGAGCAAUAUACAGUGUAGCAUAGAUAUAGCCAGCUAGUCUAAACUUGGACUAAAUUUAGACGUCUAAAAAACUGUCAUUUUUAGACUUGUGGUAGCCUGAUUUUAGACCAGUCGUCUAGGCUACAUUUAGACGGCUAUUAGACCUCUUUUAGACCAAAAAACGCUCAGUGGAAGAGAAGACAGGAACGGUUCAAAUCUCUGUUUUUCACUUCUUGAUAUUGUUGUGCUGACAACACCAGCUCUGAAAUAAAACUUCAUAUAAAAUCUACUCUCUCUGUGAGACCAGCAGGUUUAAAGAGAUCAACUCCAUGUGUUUCUGUGACACCUAGGAGCUUUUCUGGCCACCACCAGUGUAUUUUCAGAUGGUUAAGAUCCAGUCCCUCAAAAGCAAAGAACGUCUGCGGUGAUUAAUGCAUUUAUUUUAAUGAGGUAGUGUCUUUCUUGUUGUUAGCGGGUUGUGUUAGAUAGAGGCAGCCAUCUUUGUUCAGUUUGUUGACCAGUCAGAGGCCUUUUUUGUGAUCAUCUGACCUGUGAAGCCAGGCACUCCUUACUCAGCAGAGCAGCUUACUGUAUAAAUUUGUGGUGUUGACACAGAAAACCCGUAUAAGCCGACUUUUUCCCCCACAGAAAACCCACAGGGACCAGUGAGGGAGUUGUUAGAGACUUGGAUCAAUAAGCAGAAUCAAUAAUGGCAUGGGUAUCAAUAAAAUCCUAUCAACUCCUGCCCCUAAUAAGAACACCCCUGUUGAACUCUUUCAUUAUCUGAGCAGUGGAACAGAGAAACUGGGGUUUAGAGUUUGUCAACAUGGGUAGAAUCAGCCUGUUUAUAGAGAGAUGAGUGAUGUAGCCGAAACAUCGGCCUUUAAUAGGCGCUGACAUCUUGGACUGGAGAUUGUCUAGUUUGGCACAUGUCCCAUCUGUUAACAGGGAAUAGGGAUAGGCUCUUUGACCUUUGUUCCGGCCAGUCAGUUUGAGGACUUCCAGAUGUUUGGCUGAAAUUUUAGGAGCUGUGUUUCCAUCCAUCCUCUUUGCAUAAAUAGAUUUUGAUAAACCUCAACAGGACACCUUGGCAGUGCCUAUCUGAGGUACCAAAGUUUACUGUUUAUUUCCUCUAGUCCAAAAAGCAUGUCUACUGGCAGGAGGACAGCCCUCUGAUACUUUUCAAGAGGUCUAAGGUGGGCCUCUGCUGUUCAGCUUCAUGGAAAAUCACCCUGUAAAUCUUCGUUGUCUGACAUGCCCUGUCAGGUGUGAGUGUGGAGCUAAAACAGCCCCGUUCUGAUGAAGUUUCUGGAGGCCAGCGAGCCGUCCUUGACUCUGAUUUACUGUGCGAGAGCUGCCUUCAUUUUCAACCUGCCUGUAAUCAUUUUCCUCCUCGCCUGGCUGUCACCUCUGGCCAAGGUUGUGCUCAGUGUGAGUUAGACGUGAAGAAGAGGAGUGUUUUGGAGAGAAAACACUCUGAUGGUGGUGGACGGCUAUGAAAGAGUCCUGCUGUGUUUCUGGUGGUGAGAGUUUAUCUUCAGGAACAUUGUGUGAGGUAGUUUCAGCUGCGCAGAUUGUAGAAGAAGAAAGUGUUGCUCCAUCUGACAGUAAGUGCACUUGAGGAGCAACUCCAGGGCAGAGGAUACGAAAAGGAGAAUAUUCCGAGUCUUACAAUCCCUAUGACCCCUCGUUCCUUAGAGCCAAAGUAAGACCAUUCACAGGACUCUAAGGGUCAGAUUUUUAUGACUGGGAUGUGUUGGCUUCUUCGCUGUAUGGAUUUGCACCAUUGAUUCUUGCAGCUAGAGUUUGUUUUGCAGUAGUUCAGGAUAAAGUUGAGUUGUUAAGAACCGGAGCCAUAUUAGUCCAUAUAUAUAUAUAUAUAUAUAUAUAUAUAUAUAUAUAUAUAUAUAUAUAUGUGGGAUCUAGAAUACAAACAGAUACAAAGAGUCCUGGAGUUGCUUGAACAGAUUGCUUCAGCUCACGGCCACAAUACAGUUUAAUGGAUUUCCCUUUGGGGAUACAUAAAAUUCUUCUUAUCUCAUCUUAUCUCAUCUUGAGUUAUCUUAAUGUGUCUUAUCUUAUCUUGAGUGUCUUGAGCAAUUUCAUUCAGAGAAAUCCAGCCAAUUGCAGUAAGAAAAAGUCUGUUAAAUUGCAUAAGGAUGCAGAAGUUACAUCAUGUCCGCCUGCCAGUCAACUUGCCCAUGCCCCUACUUGUGCAAAAUUCUUGGUCGUUAUAUCCUCAAAAUGGGUAAGGCAUAAAAAUUUAACCCCAAUACAACGUGUACAAAUGUAGAAAUAAGUAAUUAGGCAGAAGUUUUUUUUGACCAGCCCAUGAACACAUUUAAUAUUGUGGUAAAGAUUUACAUUUUAAGAUGGGUUUAACUGGAGAUUUCUCGUCUUCUGGAGUGAGCCUCAAGUGGACAGUGGAGGAACUGCAGUGUUUUGCACUUCUGAGAAGUCGCCACGUGAGUAUUUGUAAAAAAAACUUGAAAUAAAUCAGUGUGCUGAUCAAAAGGUAAGAUGACUUAAAGACCUGAAUAGUCGGCAAAACAGCAAUGAGUUUGAGGGACAGCCUCUGAUCAUGAGGAACGGAGGCAAAAGGAGGUGCUAAAAAGUGCAGUUCCCUGAGUGUCCUCUUGAGGCAGUCUGUAGAAGUAGUCAGCCUGGUUUAAAAAAACUGAUUGGGGGUGUACAGGGUCAUUUUGUAGAUAUUGAGGAGAAGACGUUGAAUCUGGGGCAAGACUAAUUUGACUAAUAGGCAGGUACUGUACAGCUAUUCUUGUGAGGAGGCGAAAGGCCCGUCUCUGGUAGGAUGAAGAAGGGGAGAUUGAGUCAGCGUUUCCAAAAUAGACAUUACUGCCAAUGAGCUUCACAAAGAAAUGGGUGAUGUCACAGCCACUAUGUCCAUUUAUUUUACAGUCUAUUGUUGAGUCUGUGAAUUCUCCAAGAAAUAAACUUUUCUGAUGUAAAGUGCUGAAAUUUUCCAAACUGCAGCGUACACUUGCACUGACAAUAGUGUAAGGCUUUCUUACAAUUAGCCUAAUUACACGGUUGAUCAGUGAUUGAUAGCCCGGCUUUCAGGCAGUUGCACCACCCUGUAACAUGCACUAGCCAAGCUGAUUGCUAUCCUCUGUGAGUUGGUAUCGACAAGCACCUUAUGCAACCCUGUUCAGAAAAUAAACCAAUAAUGAGGUGUUGUUUCAGUUAGAAUGUCUUGUAUUGGUUGUAUAAGUAUUGGAAAUGCACCAAAACUCUGCAUGCCAGACCUUUACAAAGACUACCUCGUGUUUUUUAGCAUCAUUUGUAAUAAUAUAGAUAAGAAUGAGUUCAUUUUUGUAUCUUGUGUCACAUUCCUCUUCCUGCAGCGAGAGGCCACCUCGCAAACCCGACCUCAGGUGAAUACAAGUGAUGAGGUUUUAACUACAAAUUUUCCUUCCCUUUGUUUUUUGAUUUAUUUUUCUGGUAUGACGGUUUGAGCUUCACUUCUUUUUUUUUUCACUUUCUAGCAGUAAGCAAUGAAAACCAAACAGCUCGCUCUGAUCCGCUGAUCAUUUUCUGCUUUUAACUCUUUGUUUCACAUUUGCAGCAGCAGAAAUUUGGAUGUCUCUUUUUGAUGCCACCCGCAGCCUCUGCUUCAGCUGUUUUUUGGCAGCCUGGUCCAUGACUCUAAAUUUCCCCUGACACCUUUUGGAUGGUGCAGUGCUGGAUUUGAAGUGGCAUGAACCAACAAAUAAUAAAUACCGGGAGUUUAAAAUCAUUUCACAACAAAUAAUGUCACAUUGUGUCAUUAUUUCACUGUAUGUUUCCUGUAAACUCUUGCUUUAAUAGAAAAGCUCUAUUCAAAUGAGUAUUUCCUCCUUCUUAGCUUUUCCUCUUAGUACAAUAAUCUCAGUUACAAAAAAUUGUGGACACUGUGUAAAAUGUUAAUAUAUUAAGAAUUUGAUGGUUUGCAAAUCACGUGAAAAAAUGCCAAGACAAGAUAUCAAACGCUCAAACUGAUGGAUUUUAUUAUUAUUCCCAAUAUUUGCUCAUUUUAGAUUUCAAGAAAAGUGGGAACAGGGGCAGCAAAACAUUAGAUAAGUUGUUAAAAUUGAGGUAAGUUGUGUUGUCUGUAGUAACCCAGAGAGGCUCAGUACAUUAUGAAUAAUAAUUGGAAGACUCACCACUUUGUGGGUUAAUAGUUCAUCAACUUCAGAAUUAUGUUUAGCUAUUUAGAUUGUUGGAAUUUCAUCAUCCAGAUCCUGAGAAUCUGAAAAAUCUCUGUACAAAAUGGACAAAGCUAACAACCAAUAAUCGAUUGUAAUGAUCUCCGGGCCCUCAGAUGGCUCUUCAUUCAAUAUCAGAUACGUCACAUGUAACUCUAGAGAAGAAAUCACUGCUUGGACUCACAAUGAUAUCCAGAAACCAUUGUCUGUGGACACAGUUUGUUGUGGUGUCCACAAAUGGUUCAGACUGUACCAUGCAAAGAGGAAACCAUUUUUCAAUAUGAUCCAGAAACGCAGGCAACUUCUGGACUCAAGCCCGUUUAAGAUGGAUCAAGGCAAUAUGAAAGCCUUUCCUGUGAAUGAACCUAUUUCCUUUUGGAAAUUAUGGACUGUGUAAACUUCACAACUGUGAAAGUACCUCAGGUGCUGAACAAUAUAAACUGGUUUAGGAGUAAAAAAAAAGCAUGACUACCAUUAAAAACAUUUGGUGCAUCAUGAAACGAAAUAUAUAAUUUUUGAGCAGCUAAUAUUUUUCAUCUGUCAGUAUUUUUCUUUCCUGACUGUAGAAGCUGGUCUCCUCAGUUCCCAAAUGUCUAAGACUGUUAGAAAAAGGACCUCAUGGUUAACAUGCCCCUGUCCCUACUUUCUUGAAAUGUUUUGCUGGCAUCAAAUAUAAAAUAAGCAUAUAUUUCUUACAAAACAGUACAAUUGUUUCAGUCUUUGCACUACAUUGAAUUAGAUAUAGGGUUGAAUGGUUUGCAAAUCUUUGAAUACAAUCAUCACCAACGUUUUAUGCAGUAUCCCAACUCUUUGAAUUGGGGGAUGAAAGUUGUAGCAUCAACUGAGGAACCAUAGCCCAAAAAGAAGUUUCGAAAUCUUAAUCUUGGUUAUUAUCUUCUGCAUGCAAGAUAAUAACAUGUUUGCAUAAUGGCUGUCAGGAUCAGCAUGAGAAAGUGAUGGAAUAUAAUCAAAAAUUUGCAUGUCUGACAUAUUUACAAGUCCUGAUAAGAAUUAGAUCCUUCUUUCAAUACUCAAACUUGAGUAUUUGAAGUAUUGUUAUUGACUUAUUUGGAUUAGUGCUAUUUUCAUGCUGAUCUUCAAGAGCUUCACUACUUUGAUUGAGCUGGACUGACUUACAAAAUUUGCAGAUGCUUCAACAACACGAUAAAGCUGCUGGAGGUCUGACUGCCAUCAUAUCCAGGUCAAACAGUAUGGACACACCUUUUUAAGGUUUGCUCUUGGCUGGCCAGACCUCUGAGAGGUGGGGUUUUACAUUCAGGACAGUUUGAAAAUUAUUUGAAGGGCUGUUUUUCCUGUCUGAACUGUCCUGAUGCAGCAAACUCCACUGAUUUGGUCUGAACCAAGCUGGACGUCUCUGGAAAAUACUAUUUGACCAGUUGUUUCUGCCAUAGCAGAGUCGUGACCUGAAACCUUGACAUUUCAAUGUGCUGUCUAAAACAGAAGAUUUCUCAUACCUUGGUGUUGGUGUGGACACCUUUCGGGUCUAAAUGGCUGCAAGGGCAAAAUGUAUUAGUUGCUUUGGGGGUCGUUGCAGCUGUGAAAUGUGGUGUCAUGGCUGCAAUCUAAUCCUCCUGGGCUAACCGAGCCUAAUCACCCAACAAGCAAUGAAAAGUGCUUUUUCCAUUUCCACAAGGCUCACAUGAUUUUUCAGAAACAUGGAAGGGGAAAAGAAGUCGUACAUUAAAAUGUCAAGGUCUCCCUCCCUAAAUUAAGCACAUUGAAAAGAUAAGAAAUGGGACAAGGGUGUCACACGAUUUAUCUCUGGUUGACUCUUGUUUUAUUUACUUUGGUGUGUAGUUGAAAGAGUUGAGGCUUCUUGCACUGCAAAAAGUGUUCAUCUUAUUAAGAACAUCAACCUCCUGCUUUAUCUGAAAGUGAGAUCAACAUCUUAGUGUCCCCGUCUUUCUCACACAGUUUAAAUAAAUUACGUUAAAUGCAUCUUCUCUGGAAUGAGUCUAGUUUUAAACUGUAAAAGAGUUGCAUGCAAGUAGAAGACAUUUUUAGGAUGACUAAAAGUCACAGAUGUCCUGCUAAGACGGACAGAAUAUGUUCAACCUUACUGCUGUAUGUUGAUUUAUUCCUAAUAAGAGCCUUGGUAGUGACUGAAAGAUACAGUAUGUGUUAAUGAAACUAUCUGAAUCUUUUUUUGACUACUGCAGGGAUGGCUCCUUAAACACUUUCACAUUUCAAUGAACUUCUUUUAGAUGCAUAUUAAAGCAAAAAAUAAACAAACUAUUGGAAAUUUGGAUGCUUGAUUCUUUGUUUGAAAUUGUACUAGUUUGUGCUCUGUCAUGUGGGCCUUUUAUUUUUGCAGACACAACGUAACUACAAUGUUAGCAGACAUAAGCAGUCAUACGAUCUUUCCUAAAUCACUAAGUCAUUUCUAUUUCAAAAAAUUUAAAUGCAAGAUUUUCAAAACCUAGAAAAUGUAGAUGAAAAAUGAUCAUAAAAUUCUUCAAAUGAUUGAAUCAAACAUAUAACCAUUUGCAAGGGCUUGCACUUUAUCUCAAAUCUGGUGUCAAUUUUUAUAUCCAAAAAGUUCCUAGAGAGCUGAACUGCUCCUUUGAACAUUUCAGAGUGGAUGAAGCCGACCUCGUCCUGACACAGGAAUACCGAAUUAACAUCCAUGUCUCUAUCUAUGUCCCCCUCUUCCUCGUUUGUAUAGCUCUCAGUUGGCCAUGAAGUACCUGGAUCCAGCUUUCAGCCCUCUGACCAACUCCCUCACCGAGGAUCUGCAGAACUCCUCCAAAUGGAGGUUCAACAGCACCGCUUUCAUAAAGCUCAAGUAGGUGAUACACAAAUAUACAGUCAGUAACUUUUCUCUGUCCUUUUGUUGGCCUUGUUUCUACAUUUAACUUAGUUGCACUCAGUUUUGUGUCAGUCCAGAAGGAAAGUCUGCAGAUGUGGAGGUAUCUGCUCCUCUACCAUCCAUGACCCUUAAUCCGCAUGCAAUCCUGUUUAAUGCACAUAGAGAUAUAAGUGCAUUACAUUUGAGUCACUGUCAUCACAAUUAUUGUCUCUGAAGGAUUUCAGUGGAAAGCUGGUAUUUAAUGAGUUUGAAGUUCAUCAGAUCUGUUUCGUUUAAGCCUCUCACAGGAUUUUCUCUCAGCUCUCUGUUUGCCAUUACUGCAAUUACAUUGUGUUAUUAUGACCACUUUGCCAACUGUUGUGCCGAAAGAUAGCAGAGCUUGACUGACCAGUGUGACAUAGAAGCCCAUGGAAAACAUGCAUUUUGUUGUUUGCAAACAGUUUAGUGUACAGCACUUCUACUCUCCAAUGGAUUAAUUAAAAAAGGCUCAAUAUCUAAAUAAACAUGGGUACUGGGAUCAGGCUACCAGCACUUUGGUUCCCCAAAAUUUUUAAGGUAACUUUUUAAUGACUGCCUGUCAUCUUAGGAAAUGUUGGAAGUAACGUGGACACGUUAUCGGAAAUACCUGAUAUUUCUUGCAGCCAAAUGUUUUUUACAAUUUACCAGGUAAUCCGACCUCCUCACUCACUUACCUCCAGGCAAGCUCCUUUUUAUUUCGGUUUUGGUGAUUGUAAGAAAAGGUAUCAUAUAAUUUGGGGCACCCACACACCAGCAUAAUCAGUUUGUCCUCCAUUUUAGAUACCAGCGAACAACUGUUCAUUUUCAUACAUCACCCGGCGACCUUUGUGCUGAUUUGCUAUCACGAAGCGAACAUCUGCUCAAAGUUUAGGAAUUUUCAUCUCCUGCCCAAUUCGCGCCACCAGAGUUGCAUGAGCGUCCAAUCGGGUCUUUGCAUUGACUUACAAUGUAAUUCAGUCGCGCAAAUGAUUUUAUUCGUGCUUGGUGUGUGGAGACAGUGACACCAUGGGUCCUAUAAUAUGCCCAGUAUGGUGUGCAGUGCAAGUAUAAUUGUUAUUUUCCACAUCAUACACUUGCCGUUUCUGCACCCAGAACCCAUGUUGUGUAACCAGCAAGUAGACAUGCCCCCACCUUAGCACCCAUGGGUGUGCUGCUUUAAACAUUAGGUCUACACACUUUAAUUUAAAAAACUUAAAUUCAACCUCUUUGUAUCCCACACCUCUCUUAACAUCUUACUGUGUGCUGCCAAACCAGCAACAUGCAAUCCAUGCAGUCCAUGCACUUAAUACCAUGUGUUUCAGGUCACUUAGAGAAGGCUCUGUCAUGUUAAAAUUGUUUUGGUUGUGAAGUUGAUCAUGCUGCACUGCGGUAUGGAUAGCAGUCAUGAAUAACUGUUCUUUAUGUGAAAAUUUACAGCUGAGGUGCAGAUAACAACAAAAAUGUCCUUAUUUUCUUGCAGAGAGGAGAUCGCUCAGUAUAUUGACAUCCCUCACAACUUCUCGUUGACAAGAAACUCCGUCCGUAUUGGGCAGCUGAUGCAUUAUGACUACUCCAGCCAUAAGUACGUUUUCUCCAUUGGCGAGAACUUUCGCUCACUCCUCCCGGAGGUUUCGCCGAUCCUCAACAAACACUACAAUAGCUGUGCGGUGAUCGGAAACAGCGGCAUCCUCACUGGCUCCCGCUGCGGGCCCCAAAUCGAGAAGUUUGAUUUUGUCUUUCGCUGCAACUUCGCGCCAACAGAGGUUUUUAAAAAGGACGUUGGGCGGCGGACAAACAUGACAACUUUCAAUCCCAGUAUCCUGGAGAAAUACUACAACAAUCUACUGACUGUGCAGGACAGGAACAACUUCUUCCUGAGCCUGAAGAGGCUGGAUGGGGCCAUCCUGUGGAUCCCCGCGUUCUUCUUCCACACGUCAGCCACAGUGACGAGGACACUAGUUGACUUUUUCGUGGAACAUCGUGGUCAGCUGAAGGUCCAGCUGGCCUGGCCUGGAAACAUCAUGCAUUACAUCAAUAGGUAAGACACACCAUGAUGAAGUAAAUUAAAGAUAAAUUAGAGGGAAAACAUUCAAUUUUGGGCUCUUUUUUCAUGUUUUUUACAAACUAAAUAAACUGUUUGAAAAAUUUGUAAUACGUCAGAGAAGCAAUGUGGUGGCUAAUAGUUCAGAUUUUUGUCCCUUAUGGGCUCAGAUUGUUGGUUGGCAAUGAGACAGGAUUCAGAAAGGAUCCCAAUAGAGACAGACUUAUUAGUAAAGAUCAGAUUACUACUUCGAAUCGCCCAUUAUCUGGCCUUUCUUCUAAAUCACAGACUUUAACAUUUGUGUGAGAUUGAACUGCUGACCCGCUGACACUCAGGAUAUCAGCCUGAGCCUGUCAGCAAGAAGAAAAAUAAAACCGGACUGGAUGUACUUUUAUUUUGCACAAUGUACCUGAAAGAUUGUAUUCCAGAGGUUAGAGCUUUCAGCCAAAAUUAUUCCAAUAAAUUUUGUAAUCAGACAUUAUUAUUUCUGAAUCUUUACUCAGUGCACUUAAAGGGGCUCUUGAUAUCUUUAUUCAGUCUGCAGUGCAAUAGGAUCAAUGUGCAAAUAAGGUAGAUGAAAAUGCCAGACACGCCAGUCUUCAUCAUGCAUCGGUCAAGAGAUGCACGGGCUCAGCCAAAGGCUGUCGUAUUAAAAGAUUUCCUGAAUUAGAAUAGAUGCUAGGAGUGUGAGAAAUCAGACACAUGAUGACAAAUAAUGACAGAUUUGAUGGUUUAACUCUUAGAUUGUGGUUACAGUCCAAAGAGUAUCUUCUCAGCUGCACGCCUGAACCCCUAUUGGACUUUACUGAAAGUACAUAGGCCUAUUUAAAAUAUUUAUAAUUUAAAACCAGUACAGCCGUGAUGCUCCUCCAAACAAAUAAGAGGCAGUAAAAUCACUCCUAACAUACUCCACACUAUUAGAAAAUCUACCAAGAUAAUGUUAAGAACCAUAUAAAAACUGGCUCUGCUUUUUGUUAAAAAAAAGGAUGAUGAAGUCGAAAAUCAGCUUGAUAAAUGUGUAGUGUGUAAGUUUACUGAGAAAGUAUAAAUCUCUUAAAUUUUAACCAACCAGCUAGCCCGACAAAUAAGAGGCAGUAAAAUCACUCCUAACAUACUCCACACUAUUAGAAAAUCUACCAAGAUAAUGUUAAGAACCAUAUAAAAACUGGCUCUGCUUUUUGUUAAAAAAAAGGAUGAUGAAGUCGAAAAUCAGCUUGAUAAAUGUGUAGUGUGUAAGUUUACUGAGAAAGUAUAAAUCUCUUAAAUUUUAACCAACCAGCUAGCCCGACAAAACACCCAGAAAACCGUCAAAGUUGAGCGCAGUUUAUGUAAUAUGGCUUCACAUGUGAUCUGGGUGUCUGGAGGUAAAUAUGUCAAACUUGUUUGUGAAGAUCAGCAUCUUCAUGCUUAUGUUGGUUAAACAUUGCUCCGGUUGGUUACAUGCCAGUUUAACCGGACGUAGCCCUACAAACAACUUAAUCUCCAUUUUGUCGAUCUAAAUACUGGCUGAGCCUCCAGAUGCCAUCUGUCACUGUUCCACCGUCCCUGUCUGAGUGUAGGCUGAGUUCAACAGACAGAUCAACUCCUCACCUUACUAACUCCUCAAUGGAGCAUGUCUUACUUUGUAAAGGACGCAUUUUAAUUUGAUGAAGUUUGAACACAAACAUCAUGACACUGGAUGCUUUUGAUUUUAAGCAGGUAAUUAUAAAAGGCAACAAUAUUGCUUCUAUUUCAGGUAGCCAAACUAACAACAGUGGGAAACAUGGAAAAAAACAGCGUUAGCUUAAUUAGUCAGUAUGACACCACAGUCAUAUACUUGUUUACAUUUGAGUAGCAGAGCAUGCUAGACUUAUAAUAGAAGUGAAAACCAAACUAUAGCUCCAGCUAGUGGAGGGGGACAAUAGGACAGGAUAAACAGGUAUAUAUUAGCAACAUUUUGGGAUCACUGUGCAUUAAAUUUUGAUAAUUAAUUGAUCAGACUAGGAAUUGUGGUGCAGCCAAGCGAGAGAAAUGACAUAGAAUUGGUUGGCGUUUUAACCCGUGCAUCCCUAAAUUUGUAACUGAACUUCCUUUUGACAUGCAGUGAUGCCCCAAAUUCAUUCUGGUCCAUUUGCUGCAUCAAUAUGAUAAGAUACAGACAAAAUAUCAUAGGCUAGAUAUUUUGUCACUGACAUUUUUCAAACUGUCAGCCUGCCAUGAAAAAUAUAUAAAAGCACUGUCACUGUCUUUUUGGAUAUCCAAGCACUGUGUUCUGUCUGUCUGUCUGUCUGUUUGUCUGUCUGUCUGUCUGUCUGUCUGUCUCAAUCUGUUUAUCUCUGUUUAAAAUCUGCUGCGCUGUUUUUGCCCUGUAUGUGGAAACUAGCGUGCGGUAUUAUUGUAUUGAGCUGUGCUCCUAAUGGUAAGAAGAGAUUUAAGCUCCAAAGCCGGAUUAUAAAGAAACAGCUAUUUAGUGAAAGGUAUGGCACAGAGCUGUAACAGUGUGUGUGGAGAGGGAUUUAAGUCUGGUGCUUAGUGUUGUUAGCGGCAGAAUCGGCUGCUCGUACAGUAGCCUAAUCUUCACCAAUCCCAUUAAAACUACCUGCUCUGGAAGAAUUAUCAGGUUUAAGCAGCUCAGGUGGCUUUCAGCACCUCCAGGACGCUGGAAAUGCUUUUGUUGAGGCUCGUUUGGAGAGAUCUCCUCUGUGACUCUUUAGAGGACAAUGGCUGGAUGAACAUAUCAGCAGUAGGUGGAUUUGGUUUUGUUACACAUGUCCAUAAAUUCAUUGCUUUCAGUUAUAGUUUCUAAGGAAUAACUCUGAAUGACUUGAAGGAGUGAGUGGUCUAAGUAGGGUUUAAUGGGUCCUAUCUCGCUGGUGUAGACUCAGUCCCAUCUUAUGUUGAUGUCGAUUUUGAUGAUAAAGAAAAAAACAAAAGUCAUGGUCCAGACCGGCUCUUUGUUGUGAAUUGGUGCUGUAUAAAGAAAGUUUGAUUGAUUAAUUGAUUUAUUGGAUAACUGAAAUUUUAGGCUCAUCUUUUAAUCAAACAACUUGAUACUGAGGAUUUAAAAUGAUUUUGACCUUUUCUGUUGUUUCAUAAAGAUGAGAACAUGUUUAAGCCAGAUAAACCACACUCAGCAAAGAUCAUCUUCACGGAUCAUUACCGUAAUGAUCCAAAUAUAAGACGACCUUGCUUACAGUAAGAGCUCAAUUUUUUAGGAUUAGCUGCACUGAUUGAACUAUACUGUUUUCAUUUUUAAUACUUUUUCACGACCAAAUCUUGAUUAAAAAUAAACAUUUCUUUCAGUGCUACAUUUAAUUUACAAUUUAAUGUAAUUUGUUAUUGAAACCCUAUUAAAGAAAAAAAUCAAAAUAUUUUAAGUUUGUUUUUUUAAGUCAUUUUUAUUAGAUUAAAGCCAUUAUGAGAUUAAAUCCAUUUACAUUAUGUUAUAUUUUAAAAAUCUUUUUUUAAUAAAACAUUUUUUUUUAAUGGGUCUAAGUUAACUUCUUAUGUUUAAGUCUCCUCUUGUGUAAAAUUGUCUUUUCUAUUCAACCAACAGCUACUGGAAAACCAAACAGCUUUCCCCGAAGCGCCUGAGCACUGGCAUCCUGAUGUACACGCUGGCGUCCUCAAUGUGCAACCAGAUCCACCUGUAUGGCUUCUGGCCUUUUGGCUGGGACCCCAACACGGGGAAGGAGCUGCCGUACCACUACUACGAUAAGAAGGGCACAAAGUUCACCACCAAGUGGCAAGAGUCCCACCAGCUGCCCGCCGAGUUCAAACUGCUCUACAAGAUGCACAUGGACGGGAUGCUGAAGUUGUCCCUCUCACACUGCGCUUAGGCCUAAAACUGCAGCAAAUACACUUUUCCUCCCCUGAGGCGCUUCAACGGGUCAAACAAGUGAGGAUUCAUGAGGGCCACCAAAAAUUAAAUCUUUGCUCUAAGGUUGGGUUGGGCUCUUAAGCGGUCCUCAGACCCAUAAUCUUGUGCUCGGGACAACUGUUUGUACAAAUCGUAACAAAUGGAGAAUGUCAAGUCUGUUUAUUUUCUACCGCAGGAGAAGUGGACUCCAGGAAGUUUUAGAAAUGAAGGCUGCAGCUGAACUGUACUGGCAGCGCUGCGGUAUUUUCAACUUUGGAUUGUUUAAUGGUGGUCUAAACUCAUAUCACUCUUGGCACCACAGCUACAAAACAGCAGAUUCAAAACCAAUCCAAGUUCAGGACUGAAUGAAGGAGUCAGAGACCUGACACAGCAAAAAAAGGAGAACCUCAUUUGUGAGGUUUGCUGCAUUUCAGUGCAAUAUUAUUUAACAAAGAUUUAACAAAUUCACCUCUCAGGCUGUCAAUUACCAAGCUACCAUCUGGGGCAGAUGCUCAGUAUGGCUUCCAAGUUCUGUCUUCAUCAUGAUCAAGACAUGAUUGAUGUGAAGUGGUCUGUUUGGUUGGACUGAGGGGCCAAAGUACUUGGUUAGGUCGAGGAUAUCCUGUUGUGGUGCAGAUUGACUUUUUGUUUUGUGGAGGACUUCAGUUGUUUGACCCAUUCCUCAUCCAUCAUCAAGCUGACUGUUCUGUUUACACUGCUUCAAUUCUGUUGUCCAGGGCGACCGGAGCAGCCAUUUUAGUCUCUGAAAAGUAGAAUGUGUAAACACUUCAGAUGUUUGAAAGCCUGAAGCAUCACAUGAAGAUACUCCAGGAUAUCUUGGAGUGCAUCUGUGUGGGAUGCAGAAAAACAUGGUGGAACAUCGGUAUGAGACGACCGGGAGAUCACAAGGAAGAGCACAAACUGCUGGUACAUUCAGUACAUGAGAAAUGAAAGUAAACAGCAUACCUGUCUUUAGUCUUGAAAUCUUGCCUCAAAUUACUGUUUGCAUUAUUUCAGCAUCUUGUUCUGUCUGAAGCAGAAGCAGGUGUAGGUUUUGAAGGUACCUACAAAAAGGUUGGAGAAAGAAGAAUUCAUGAAUGGUCAGAAUACACGCACAUUUAUCUGAGCCCAGUGUAAGACACCUUGAAAGCUCUUCACCGACCCAUCCAUCAUCCAUCAGUCCAUCCAUCUCUCCAUGUAUUCAUCCAUCAUAUGGUGGGCCUUGGUUUCAUUUGAUAUCUGCCACUUUCUUUUUGGGCCUGCCUUCAACAGUCUGUUAAAAUUUUUCAUUUACAUACAGAUGAUUGUUAGAUUUAUGUAUUUCUGAAUAUCAAGACAGCAUAUUUAAAUAAGGACUCGUGGCCAAAGCCCCUUCCAAAAAUGAGUGCAUAUUUAGGAUUAACUAAACCACAGUCAUAUCAAAGUUGGAGUUGUUACACGGAUGAUUUUGCAGAUAUCUGAUGUGCUGUUCCAACUUAUCACAAUACUAAAGUAAAGUCUCUCCUACACUGGAGUCUAAAUCUUUUUUUUGUUGUUGUUGUCCGUUCUUGUCGUGACAAAUCAUCAACAGGAACCGACAAAAGAAAAUGCUUUUCAAACUUCUGCAAUACACAUGUUGCUAUCGAUAUCUUACCACAGAAUCAAGUGUAAAGAUCUUAGAAAAUCUCCUGUUUCAUACAGUUAUCAGAAACAGAGCAACAUUUUCAAUCUCUUGUGAUCAUAUCUGUGUCAAACUGAUGAAUGUAACUCGUUUAUUUGCUCUUUUUUUUAACUCUAGGUUGGUCUCCACCAAGGAGAAAAAUAUUUGCCAAAUGUUCCUCUUUCUUCACCAGCAAGUUGCCAAUAGUCCGCCCACCUUGUGGCGAAGGGCAGGAAUAAUGUGACAUAUGUUAGCUUGGGUUUAGAAUAACGGAUCAGUAUAGCCAUCCACUAUAUUAAUAUGAGCACAGUUACAGUCUGUACCAACACAAUAUUGACCGAGAAACAUGAGAUUGAACAACACAGCGGUCUUAUUUUUUCUAAUACAGGUUGGGCUGUUUGCUGUUUAUUUUUAAAUACCACUGAAGAAACACUACGAUUACAACCACAUCGCAAUAAAGGGCUGUUUCAGACUGGCCAUGUGAGAUCGCUACUGCUCCCGCCAUCAUGGUAUUCACGCAGGUUUUGACUAUAUUGACUUAAUUGGCCAAAUAAUGCCCAUUGAAAGACUUUCAGAAUAAGAGCACUGUGCAAAAAUAAGGGGAAACUACCCACAAUAAAACCUCAUCAGGGUUUUUCUUUGAAAAGCCUACUAAGAACAUUACUGUACUCUUUAUUUCACUCCUAAGACACAUCCUACAUAUUUAUAAUAAAUGUUGAUGGUACAAUUUAAAUACUCUGUUUGGGCUGGGAAUUGUUCACAGCUGGUAAAAACAGGCAAACUUUCUAUUCUUGAGAUUUACAGAUCAUGUAACGUCAGUAAUCCAAAUUUUAUCCAUGAACAUGCACUCCAAAAUGAAAAUAAAGCUCUCUUAAAGCCAUCACGUUCUGCUCAAGCAGCUAGUUUGAAAACAGGUUAAGAGCCUUUUUAGCGCCAAAGUUCACAAGACGAAAAGAGUAAAUGCAACAUGAAUGAAAGUCACUUCUACGCUUACUUUAGAUUAAGUAUAUUCAUACAUAUGUCCUUUUUUUACAUGAAGGUGAAACCCUAUUUGUUCAGAUGAUCUAUGAUGGUGAGCUGGCUGUAAAACCAGAACUAUGCAACUGAUCAGGAAGAUUCAUUUUGAGCUCACGUGGUGCCAUUUCUUUGUAUUACUGUUGCUUGUUUUUGAUGCUUUGUUUUUUUAUCACAUUAAAUUGUCAUGUAUACCGUAUGUUAGUUUUUAGCCUUAUCGUAUCGACCAGCUUUUAACUAAGGUGUACCAUUUACACACUGUAUUUUUCUUUAAUGUUGCAUCCACCAUAAAAUGUCACCUGAGACGCUGCCACACACCUUUGAGAGUCAGAUAUUUUCUUAACACACAGUCACCAGAUCUCAAUCCACCUUUGGGAUGUGGUGGAUAAGGGGAGAUUCGCAUCAUGGAUGUGCCGCCAACAAAUCUGCAGCAGUUGUGUGACGCUCUCAUGUUAUUAAAGACAAAAAUCUCUGAGGAAGGUUUGCAACACCUUGUUGAAAGAAUGAGAUGAAGAAAUAAGGCAGUUCUGAAGGCAAAAGGGGGUCCAACACGGUACAAGCAAGGUGUAUCUAAUGAAGUGGCCAAUGAGUGUAUAUUCACUUUAAUUUGUUAACAUAAAUACUGGCCCAUUUGGCUUUCCAUACAAUCAGUGUGUGUUGUUGUACAAUAGUUGUCAUUUUAAGAGUUAGAUUAGCAGUUGUUUUGUCUGUCUUUUGUGCUCGAGGGGAUCUCUGUGUGUUUUGUGGUGUUUCUUUUUUUACAUGUCCAUGAAUUAUGUGUCAUAUUCAUUUACCUCCUUCAGCAGACAUCAGAUGAUUGGUUAUAUGUCCCCCCCGUUUUCCUGUAAAACGCACAUUCUUCUCUGAGAAACCGUAUCACAAAGUACAGAUUGAAAUGAAGAUGGUUGGUUGUGGUUGUCGUUAAAUGGACAGUUCUUCAACAAGGUUAUAAUCAUUAUUAUUAGCAUUAUUAUACUGCUUUUUUGUUUUAAAAAGGUCUGUCAAACCACCAAGCCUUUAAGAAAAGUGUGAAUUCACUACAUGAAGAUAAGGUACAACUUCUAUGUAAUAAAUUCACAGCUGCAGGCACAGUUCUCUUGUUUAUGAGUAUGAGUUAACAUGUUUAAAAUAUGCUUUUUUAUGAAAACAUUACUCUUCUCUAAGUGUUUCUGAAUUAUGUGCUGUCAUAUGAACUGCAUUGUGUCAAUAAGACAACAAAAAGGAAAGGAAGUGGGACUUUAAUUGUAUCUGCAGCUGAAUUUCAGCUGGUUUUUGCCUCUUUUUGAUCUUAAGUCUAUUGCAGUUUUAUCAUGAUAUAUCUAUAACUUGAAAUGUGAUAUUUUCAGGACUUUGACAUACAGAUUGUUUGAAUUAAGGUUUAAUAAUAAGUAUAGUAAUGUUAUUUUUGACUGAAGCACAUUACAAGAGCUAAAAGGAUAUAACCAUACACUUAUUUUGUCAUUUAAAAAAAAAUAUAUAUAUCAAUAACUGUGGGGUAAAACAUUUUAAGAAUGUCAUUUUUUUGCAUUUUGAAUGGACAUGAAUGAGGCUGGCUCCAUCUACAAUAUCAAUUCUCCAGAUAUCACUGUAUGAGGGGGAAUAUAACCACAUUAUUAUAACAUGCACAAUAUGCUGUAGAAUAACAAAUAUGUUUUAUUCAUCCAAUACUUGAAGAGAAAUAUAUCUACUCUGUAUUUAUUUAAAUAUUUAGUGAUUAAAAUGAAUGACAUUAUCAAUUUGACAAAGUG